Dermacentor albipictus is the source of this 2076-nucleotide messenger RNA. RefSeq lists its product as uncharacterized. The record is from RefSeq and is a predicted model, not a curated record. NCBI's taxonomy places the organism in Eukaryota, Metazoa, Arthropoda, Arachnida, Ixodida, Ixodidae.
GACGACGACGAGUCGGAUGUGAUGCGUAUCGUCAUGUUCCUCCUCUGCGUUUUCGGCGUUGUCCUGGUACUCGGCGUUGUCCUCUACGCUAUGGAUAAAUCGGAAGAUGACGCAGACGACGACACGUCUAUCUCUGGUGGCAAGAACUCCACCUUGGUAAAAGUGGCAGGCGCAGGCCCGAGUGGUAACGCAGUUAAACCCGCUCCACAACCGCCAAAGUUUGUCACCAGCGAGCCUAUUUCACCUUGCACUUCACCUCCUGCAGCGUGGUCGACGGCUUCGGAGGCUCAGCCGCCUUCGACCAGUGCUGAACUAUUACUGCCGACACCAAUGAAACCCAAACCUACCUCAUUCAAGCCUGCUUCCAUGCCCAAGCCCACCACGCCAAAGCCUACCAAGCCGCAACCCACCAAGCCGCAACCCACCACGCCGACGCCAACCACGUCGACACCCACCACGCCGAAGCCCACAAAGCCGACGCCCACCACACUGACGCCAAGGACGCCGAGGCCCACAACGCCGGCGCCAAGGACGCCGAGGCCCACCACGCCGACGCCAAGGACGCCGAGACCAACCACAACGACGUCAUGGACGCUGAGACCCACCACGCCGACGCCAAGGACGCCGAUGCCAACCACGCCAAAGGCUACCAUGCCGAUGCCUACAUCGCCAGAGCCUCCUACGAUGAAGCCAAGCGGGGAUUCGAGUGAGCCACCUGAAAGGCAACGCAUGAGUGGCGAGUCGCUCAUCUGCACUCUGAGCGUGGUAGGACAAACUAAGUUCGGCGUUCCAAGGGACGGCCUCUGCAACUUCCUGUUCUUCGACUCGAUCUACCACACGAAAGCCCACGCUCUGUCUAGGCCGAUAUCAUUGCCGCUGGAAAGGUUCCUGAAUUUCGCCGCCGUCUCUAAAGACAUGGACUACGGCUGCUCUGUGGAUAUAGGCAACGUGCAAGCCUUCAGCGAUGAACUUGACAAGCCGUGGGGGAAGAAGAGAAUUAAAGAAAUGGGCGACAAGAAGGUCAUCGACUACGGCUUCCUAACAUUGGAUCAGUCACAGUCGUCCCCACAGAAAAUACGAGCAGCUCUGAGUGCCCUCAAGGCUGUUACCCAAAAAGUCAAGGAGGUGACAGGCAAGACCGGCGUCACGGUGCUGGGCCUCUACAGCAAGCACGUGGACACUUGCCAGAGAAUUUCCGAUAUAAUCGGGCAAGAGUUCAAACCAUCGGCAAUAGUAAUCUUGGGCCACAUCUCCUAUUACGAUUGGACGUUUCCUGGGUGCCACAUCCUUCCGCCAAAUCUGUACGGCGUUGAGCCACAGGUGCUGAAAAGUUUCGGCUACGGCCACUUAUUCGAAGACGGUGUAGCCCUGGCUCGGUGCAUCGAGGACAAAAUCAAGCUCCCGAGUAAAAUACCCGUUAAGGUCUCAAUGACUCUCAAGGGGCGCCGCUACAAAGCCAAGCUGGAAGGAGACACGUCUUUUGUCGGCAUCGGAAACUUCGACCUGCUACGCGAAUGCGGCCGGUACGAAGAAGUGGUUACGAAAAACGCCCAAGACGCUCCAGCAGUCAAGGCUUGCGGACAAUCCUACAAGUAUGCAGAGAACAUGAACUUCAGUGAGCAAUACCAAAGCGUGGUCACGUACGACAAGGUCAUAGGAGACACGAUCACCUUCGACAAUGAGGCCUCCCUUCGUAAGAAAGUCUGCGACGCCAGAGCGUCACACGGUUCGUUCUCUCUCGCCGCCUACGACGUCAACUACGACCACAGCAAACCCGCACGUUACUGUCCCAAGUGGGCCCCCAAGGGCGACUUCUCUCGGCUCGAACUCAUCGGGAAGCUGAAUGCUUUCAUGCGCGGCAAGGACGCUGGUGUUAACUGUUAAAGCGAGAGCGACAACACGCGGUGACUGGUGGCGAACUCAGUGUUGGCCACUUGUAGCCAGCUUAUGGAUUCCCUUACUACUCGCAGAAGACAGAUGUACUGUGUUUCUUAUUUCAGAGUGUUCAUGUUCUGCCCUGACAUGUGCGGGGACAAUUCGUAUUUAUUUACAAAUGAGAACAUGCUUUUCAUAGAA